ACGAUUCCAUUUCUCUCGUUGUUGAAUGUAUGCCACGAAGUUCCUCCAUAACAUAAAACAGUUGCACACUUGAAGAGCCGAUAAUUUGAUAUUCUUGUGGAGACGGGGAAUGUUUGUUUUCUUGUUUUAAUGUAUGUGUUAAAGCGGUUGAACAAAGAUCGGAGGCUUGCAUCAAACCCAAUCUAUCAAGCUGUUAUCAUCGCUUCAGCGCAUGUGUCAGAUGCAAUUGAUGUUAUUACACAACACAAUAUCAUUCAAACAUACAAUGAUUCCUGGUGGUGUAUUAAUUUUCAUUCGGACGGACGUACUACACCAUAUUGAACACUGUAGGCUUGAGAACAUGCUGGGGAGGGUAUGUGGCGAAGACGAUGUGUUGGCCAGAUUUCCGAACUAAUUUUAAGCAGGUGUGCUGAACGAGCUUACACCAAAGGAGUGUGACAUUGUAUGGAGAUGAGAUCAUUUGGUGACAAGGUAUUUUGUUUUUUCAAUAUCGACACAUACACAUAUGAGAACGGAGAUUCAGAUGGUUUAUUUAUCUAGUGCGGAAUGAAGGUUCACUACCCAGGGUUAUGGAAAAUCGAACGUAGAGGAGCGGCGAGGAACAGACUCUAACGUUUCAAGUUGCUCUUUGAAACAGUUAUUUGGCUGAUUAUCGAAAACCCAUCGUCAACAAAUAACGUGAUGUCUUUCACUUUCUUCAUGGAAAGGUGCUUUGUGUGUAUAUUGUCGAUACAUAUUUGCUUUUUAAUUGUGAUGUUUACAGCAUUAGGGAAUCACAAAGCAGGACACGAGGUCUGUGUAAGUGCGAACAUUUGUGGCCCGUUAAAAGGUAUUAUAAACACUAACGUUGUGAAAGAGCAUCGUCAUAAACGACUACAACGUAUUGAUGACCCAUUGUUAGAGGUGGUUCUUGAGAACACACAGCUGUGCCGAGGAGUUUCAGAGGUGGACGUUGUAUUUAUUGUCCACAGCUCUGCUGACCAUUAUCACCGUCGGCAAAUACUUCGGACAAUUUUCCAGAAGGAGAAAACAUACCAAAAUUACACAUUACGACAUGUAUUUCUCCUUGGACAAAGGAACGAUGUGAAAAUCCAGGGUCAUAUCAACCAAGAAUUCAGACAAAAUGGAGACAUUGUCCAAGGUGGGUUUCUGGACACAUAUGGUAACCUGACGUAUAAAGCUGUUUUUGGAAUAAAAUGGAUCAGUCACAACUGCAGAAAUGUGAAAUACGUCAUCAAGAUCGACGACGACGUUUAUACUGAUAUCUAUAAUUUUUUUACACACGUGUACCAUUCACAUAAAGAUGAUACCAGAAUACUAUGUUGGGCAUCGAACAUGCCGUACGUCGUUAUAAGGAGAACGGGGAAAUGGAAAGUUCCGAAAUUCGUUUUUAGACAUUACCAAUCCUUUCCUGUUGAUUACUGUAGUGGUUUUGGUGUCAUUAUCCCCGGGAAGAUAAUUCCAGCGCUUUACAAGGUGGUGUUCAUGGUGCCAUUUCUUUGGAUAGAUGACGUAUUCUUAUAUGGAAUGGCCCGUGGUUUCAUAACAGGAUUGCAAGACCUUGGUGAUGCUCAUUAUAAGGUUGGGGAGGAAGAAGUAUCGACGUGCUUUAAAAAGCAAUCGACGUGUGAACUUAUCUUUUCCCUUAUUUACCCAAACCGGAUUUUGCCAACAUGGAGACACCGACAAAGAUAUCUUCAAAACAUUAAGAAACUUUGAAAUGCUUACAACCCAUCUUCUAAGGUUGAAUAAGAAGGAAGUUCGUUGAGAACGUCGUUAUAACUGUGCUUGUUGAAAUUAUCAAUGAUUAUCGAUGAUUAAAAUGAACGUAUGCUUUAUCUACAUCGUGACACACCCUCGUGAGGACUAGGUAAGAAUAAGUCGCAGUAUCCUUUGCGUGUCGUAAGAGGCAACUAUGGGGUAACUGGGUGUGGUGUGACGUGGCUGAAUCAGUGUCGUCCAACCCCUACGGCGUUGUACAUUGUUUAUACUUUGUCACUGUUUUGUCUCGUUUGGAUUCGAUUUAUGGAAAACCUGCAAUAUUGUUGUCUGCGGCGUAAAACAAAAGGAAAUAAACCUUUCUGCACAAAAAAGGAUCUAUAUAAUUUACCGAUGCAAGUAGUAUGGACGGUCCAGGAAUUGCUCGUCGUCUCCACGACCAUCCGGUACCUGCACGACACCGACGGCAUAUACUGUUAAUUUACUCAGUAGUUUGCGUAUUUAAUGUCAUUUAUGUUCUUGCAAAUUUAGAUGUUUGAUAAUUACGUUUGAAUAGUCUACAGGUUAAUGCAUAAAAUAAAUACAACUUAUUUGAUGAACUUUGUAAGAAAGCACUCAACCUGUAUUGGAUGGCUCAUGUGAAAAUGUCGGGGGCAAAUAGGUGUAAUUUGGCUAUAUUGCUUUAAACGACUUCUUCUCUGGAACUAAAAGAUAGAUAUCAACCAUAUUUGUUUGGAAGCAUU
Messenger RNA from Haliotis rufescens (red abalone), 2462 nucleotides. RefSeq names its product beta-1,3-galactosyltransferase 5-like. Gene Ontology annotation, molecular function: hexosyltransferase activity. The record is from RefSeq and is a predicted model, not a curated record. Bases 682 to 1719 code for a protein of 345 amino acids. Gene Ontology annotation, cellular component: membrane. Lineage: Eukaryota; Metazoa; Mollusca; Gastropoda; Lepetellida; Haliotidae. The transcript has a single exon.